AUGCUAAGACCAGCCUACAAAUCUCUAGUGAAGACAUCACUGCUACAAAGACGGCUAAUAUCGUCAAAGGGCUCAAAGCUGUAUAAACCUUCUCCGGACUCAACAGGUACAAUCCUGAUGUCUGAAGAACCCUUGGUGGCGGCUUCGUCCUCCACCACGUCUCCUCCAUCAGGCAUAAUAGACACAAAUGACUUUUCUCUAUUCAACAACAACAACAGGAAGAACAGCAGCAGCAACAGUAGCACGCCUUACCAGUGGAAAAAUUCCUCAGACUUAGAUUUUGAUCCCUUUAACAAAUCACAUGCCUCAGCAAUAACCACGAUGACAAGAACCAGGGACGUUAUGCAAUUAUGGUCGCUGUUGGAGGCUUGUUUACAAUCCAACCUAAUGAAAAGAGCAUUCUCCAUAUUGGAAUCCUUGUAUUUAGUGCCUGAACACAAACAGAGGUUCAUUGAAGACUAUAACAUGUAUUUAAAUGCAUUUUCCAGGAACGAACCAAAUUUUCCCAUUUUAAAGAUGAACGAAAAACUAACGAAUGAUUUGGAGACGAACUUUAAAGAUAUCAACUAUAAUGACAAGACUCUGGCAAUAAUGAUUCAUCACUCCUUAAGAUUUCAUGCAUCCGCAAGUUCAAUGCUUCUGAAGCCUACAAUUUCCGCUUAUUUCAAAAUGAGCGUAAACGGAAUCAGGGAAAUUUUAUCAAACCUAGAUAUUCUGACCAUCUCAGAUCUAAAUCUCUUGGUAAAUGACCUAAGAGUCAUAUCACUAUCGCAGCUACCAAGUUCGGUUAAACCAAUAUUGGAGUCCCUUGCACCGUCUUCUUCGCCUGUAAAUAAUAACCAAAACGAAGAUGGCUCAAAAAACCUGGAAGCUGAGAACAAUUCAAAGAAUGAGAAAAACUUGGAUGCAAGUCUUGGUUCUAUGAAGACACCUUCUUUAGAAUCUCUCCGGGAUGUCCCAUUAGGUGGCUCAACGGGAGUUUUACCAAAAGAUGCCGAAAAGCUCAUAGCUGUAGAUACUAUUGGAAUGAGAGUUAUCAGACAUACUUUAUUGGGAUUAUCAUUAACGCCUGAGCAAAAAGAGCAAAUAUCUAGAUUCAAAUUCGACGCCAACGAAAACGUUCUAAAUAUGAAGCCAACGAAAGAUGGCGAUGACAGUGAUACUUCUAUAAAUUUUUUUGAAAUCUACAAUUCUUUGCCAUCAUUAAAAGAGAAAAAGGCGUUUGAAAGUGCAUUAAAUACUUUUAACCAAGAUAGGCAAAAAGUUUUAGAAAAUCGUGCAACAGAAGCUGCGAGAGAACGUUGGAAGCACGAUUUUGAAGAGGCAAAGGCUAGGGGUGAUAUUUCUAUUGAAAAAAACUUAAAUGCUAAAUUGUGGAAAUGGUAUAAUAAUAUGUUGCCUUUAGUUCAGGAAGAAAUUAAUCAUUGUAAAUCACUGUCAUUGGAAAGACCUUCCCCUUCCGAUAAGAAACAUUUAAAUAAAGUUGAAACAAACCGUCUUGACUAUGGCCCAUACCUAACUCUGAUUGACCCAGGAAAAAUGUGCGUUAUUACGAUUUUGGAAUUAUUAAAAUUAAAUUCCACAGGCGGUGUUAUUGAAGGUAUGAGAACUGCAAGAGCGGUUAUAUCAGUGGGUAAGGCCAUUGAAAUGGAAUUCAGGUCUGAACAAGUCUUGAAAAGUGAAUCUCAGACAUUUAGAGAUGUCAAUAAAAAAUCGCCAGAAUUCAAGAAACUGGUACAGAAUGCUAAAUCCGUAUUUAGAUCAUCACAAAUUGAACAGUCAAAGAUUUUAUGGCCCCAGAAUAUUAGGGCCAAAAUUGGUUCUGUGUUAAUAUCGAUGUUGAUUCAUGUUGCAAAAGUUUUUGUGCAAGGUGUUGAUCCCAUAACAAAAGCUAAAGUCCAUGGUGAAGCUCCAGCUUUUGCACAUGGUUACCAAUACCAUAAUGGUUCUAAAUUAGGUGUUUUGAAGAUUCACAAGACUUUAAUUCGUCAAUUAAACGGCGAAAGAUUAAUUGCAUCUGUUCAACCACAAUUACUACCAAUGUUGGUUGAGCCUAAGCCAUGGGUCAACUGGAGGUCAGGUGGAUACCAUUACACGCAAUCCACUCUUUUAAGAACAAAGGACUCGCCUGAGCAAGUCGCAUAUUUGAAAGCUGCUUCUGAUAAUGGUGACAUAGAUCGCGUUUAUGAUGGUUUAAAUGUGCUGGGUGAUACGCCUUGGACUGUCAAUAGAAAAGUAUUUGAUGUAGUUUCGCAAGUUUGGAACAGAGGUGAAAGCUUCCUGGAUAUUCCAAGUGCCCAAGAAGAAAUGGUUUUACCCUUGGCUCCUCCCAGAAAUUCAGACCCUUCCAUUUUAAGAGCUUGGAAACUACAAGUAAAAACAAUUGCCAAUAAAUUCUCAUCCGAUAGAUCCAAUAGAUGUGAUACAAACUAUAAAUUGGAAAUUGCUAGGGCAUUUUUGGGCGAAAAAUUGUAUUUCCCACAUAAUUUAGACUUCAGAGGACGCGCUUAUCCUUUAUCUCCACAUUUCAACCAUCUUGGUAAUGAUAUGAGUCGCGGUCUUUUGAUCUUUUGGCACGGGAAGAAGUUGGGCCCAUCUGGUCUGAAGUGGCUAAAGAUUCAUUUGUCAAAUCUGUUUGGCUUUGAUAAGUUACGUUUAGAGGAUCGUGUCGCAUUUACGGAAUCCCAUUUAAAUGACGUUAAGGAUUCUGCGGAAAACCCCUUAAGUGGAGAGCGUUGGUGGACAACAGCUGACAAGCCUUGGCAAGCUCUGGCCACGUGUUUUGAGUUGAAUGAAGUCAUGAAAAUGGAUAACCCAGAAGAAUUCAUAUCUCAUCAACCAGUUCAUCAGGAUGGUACAUGCAAUGGUUUACAGCAUUAUGCUGCCUUAGGUGGUGACGUUGAAGGUGCUACUCAAGUUAAUUUGGUUCCAAAUGACAAGCCACAAGAUGUUUAUGCUCAUGUGGCAAGACUAGUGCAGAAACGAUUAGAAAUUGCCGCUGAGAAAGGUGACGAAAAUGCCAAAAUUUUAAAGGACAAAAUAACCAGAAAAGUUGUUAAACAAACUGUUAUGACCAAUGUGUAUGGUGUUACCUAUGUAGGCGCGACUUUCCAAAUUGCCAAACAAUUAAGCCCGAUUUUUGAUGAUCGUAAGGAAAGUUUAGAUUACUCUAAGUACUUAACCAAACACGUCUUUGGUGCUAUUCGUGAAUUAUUCCAUAGCGCACAUUUGAUUCAAGACUGGUUAGGCGAAAGUGCAAAAAGGAUCUCCAAAUCUAUUAGGUUGGAUGUUGAUGAAAAAUCUUUCAAGAACGGUAACAAACCAGACUUUAUGUCUUCCGUCAUUUGGACAACGCCACUCGGUUUACCAAUCGUUCAGCCGUACCGUGAAGAAAGUAAAAAGCAAGUUGAGACAAAUUUACAGACUGUUUUCAUUAGCGAUCCAUUUGCUGUUAAUCCUGUCAAUGCGAGGAGACAAAAGGCCGGUCUUCCUCCAAACUUCAUUCAUUCACUGGAUGCUUCUCAUAUGUUGUUGAGCGCAGCAGAAUGUGGUAAGCAAGGAUUAGAUUUUGCAUCUGUUCAUGAUUCUUACUGGACGCAUGCGUCUGAUGUGGACACUAUGAAUGUGGUGUUAAGAGAACAAUUUAUUAAAUUGCAUGAGAUAGAUUUAGUUUUGAGAUUGAAGGAAGAAUUUGACCAAAGAUAUAAAAAUUACGUCAAGAUUGGAAAAAUAAAGAGAUCAACGGAUUUAGCUCAAAAGAUCGUUAAAAUCCGCAAGGAUUUAUCUAAGAAAUUAGGAAGGAGCACUACAUUAGCUGAUGAAAUUUAUUUCGAGAAGAAAAGGCAAGAGCUAUUAAACAGUCAGCUAGUAGAAGAUAGAAAGGUUGGCGAAAAGAUGGUCACAACGGUGUCGUUAUUCGAGGACGUGAAUGAUUUGGACGCCCUUGAACUAGAAAACGGUGGGGAUGAACAUAGUGGUUCUAGCGUUCUUUUACCGUUAAGAUUACCUGAAAUCCCUCCAAAGGGUGAUUUUGACGUAACAGUAUUAAGAGGCAGUCAAUAUUUCUUUUCAUGA
This is a messenger RNA of Saccharomyces kudriavzevii IFO 1802, 4074 nucleotides long. RefSeq names its product DNA-directed RNA polymerase (gene RPO41). Gene Ontology annotation, molecular function: mitochondrial promoter sequence-specific DNA binding; DNA-directed RNA polymerase activity. NCBI's taxonomy places the organism in Eukaryota, Fungi, Ascomycota, Saccharomycetes, Saccharomycetales, Saccharomycetaceae. The transcript has a single exon. Gene Ontology annotation, biological process: mitochondrial transcription. Gene Ontology annotation, cellular component: mitochondrial DNA-directed RNA polymerase complex. Bases 1 to 4074 code for a protein of 1357 amino acids. The record is from RefSeq and is a predicted model, not a curated record.